Messenger RNA from Cryphonectria parasitica EP155, 1221 nucleotides. RefSeq lists its product as uncharacterized. Bases 1 to 1221 code for a protein of 406 amino acids. The record is from RefSeq and is a predicted model, not a curated record. Lineage: Eukaryota; Fungi; Ascomycota; Sordariomycetes; Diaporthales; Cryphonectriaceae. The transcript has 2 exons. Gene Ontology annotation, molecular function: oxidoreductase activity, acting on the CH-OH group of donors, NAD or NADP as acceptor.
AUGGGUCUAGCCAAUGCACCUAACAGGCCACCGCCGCCACCACCUGUCAAGACAGGACUACUGGACAACCGGUCGAAUUCAUACUAUAUCGACUCCCCGGAUCGGGGACUUGCCAGCCCGCCCUCAGCGUCGCAAGCCCUUAUGGCAGCAUCGCCGUCAAGCCCCUUUGCAUACCCGCCUUACUCGGAUCAGAUAGACCGCUCUCUCGCCGACGAGCGCCCGCUAUCGACUGGCCCAGUGGUCAGAGCAGCAUCUCACAGCACAGCCAGAGCACCUGGGUACACCCAAAACAUACAGCAACAACCACCAGAAGAACUCGUCAACAAGGACGAGCAUGAGGAUGAUGACGACGAGGACGAGGACGAGGAGACCCCUGAGCUUCCACCCCUCAUCAUCAUCACCGGCGCCGGUUCCGGCCUAGGCCUCGCCCUCUUCAAGCACUUUUCCGCCGGCAGCCCCUCCUCCCCAGACUUCAAAUACGACGUCCUGGGCGUCGACAGGCACCCCUGGCGCCUGGCUGGCAAGGGCUUCCAGUGGCAGGCCCCGAUCGGCGGGCGCGGGCAGUUCGUCCAGCUCGACGUGACGGCGAGUGCCAAACGUCUGGACACGUGGGCCGAGAACUGGCUCUACGCGCCCGUGACGACGACGGCGAACAGGAACGACAGCAGCGGGAAGAACAAGAAGAAGACGAAGCGCCACCCUCGCCCGGUAUCGUUGUUGAUCCACUGUGCAGGAGCACGUGGCCUCGUGCCAGGUGUGGCAGAGCAGGCGGUGCCAGGAGACCUCGCGGCCGCCGAGGCGCUGGAGUUUAUGGACGCCGAGACAAUGAGGCAGACCUACGAUGUCAACGUCGUCGGCACCCUGCAGCUCGUGCAGGCUGUCAUCCCGCACCUGCAGCUCCACGCCGACUGGGUCAAGGAGCGCCAGGAGGAGGUGACGGCCGCGUUUGGCGGGAGCACCGAGUGGCUCGACCAGCUGCGCCAGCAGGGCAGCCGGGCGUCUCUGCAGAGCACGCACACGAGGCCGCUGCCCUCGAGGGAUCCGCCUCCCAGGGCCGUCAUCUUGGGGAGCAGUAUGGGGAGUGUGGGUGGGAAUACGUCGGGAGGGGCCUAUGCGUACAGGGCAAGCAUGGCGGCCCUGAAUGCUAUAGUGAGGAGUCUGAGCAUUGAUGUGCCUGAUCCAAAGGGCAAGAAGGACCAAUCACUUACGAGGAGAGUUUGA